Caenorhabditis briggsae is the source of this 312-nucleotide messenger RNA. Lineage: Eukaryota; Metazoa; Nematoda; Chromadorea; Rhabditida; Rhabditidae. Bases 1 to 312 code for a protein of 103 amino acids. The transcript has 2 exons. The record is from RefSeq and is a predicted model, not a curated record.
AUGCCUCUCACCAUGGACCAAAUUCCACCUUAUGAGUACAACAAAUAUGUGUUUGCCACAAGAUGUGCCGUUCUCACUUGCUCUGCUCUUGAGCUGAUGAUGGUUGUUCUCGGCUCACUGGGUGACAGUAAUGUCCUUGCCAAACUCUUCUAUCUCAUCUUCAUUGGAGCAUCAGUUUCUGUUUCUGCGUACAACAUUCACAUGUCAACCGACGGACGGGAUGAGAUCAAAAAAGUAGCUAGAGCAGGAGACAAUGAGACACGUGGCAGAGCAGCUGCUCUCGUCGCAAUCCCAGCUCUUUCUGGAGUAUAA